UUUUCCCUUCCAGAUUUCAGUUAUUCUCCCCUCCCACACAUUUUCAUGUCCAACUUGUCCACCCUUCGAUUGGUCCCCUCCAUUAGAAGGACGUUCACGUGGAGAAGGAAUUAUUGGGACAGAUGGAAGUAAUAGAAUUGGAAGAAAUAUGGGAAUGAAAAUGAGUGGAAGUAGUAUGCAAAUGAAUGCAAAUACUUGGUCUACAGAAUGGACAAUGCAACCAUGGAGUUGGAGUGUUGGACCUGAAGUAACUUCACCUAUAUUUACAUCAACAUUACCUCCAAUAAUCAAAUCUGGACAACAACAUGUAGAAGGAGGUAGAAGACCAAAUAUUGAAAUAUUUUGUGCUCGUCAUCCAAAUAAUCCUAAAUGUCAAGGAAGGCCAGAAUCUCCUAUUCAAAAUUUAAUCCCCCAAACAACACCUACUCAACCUCAAAUUCCAAUUGAAGAACCAAAAACAAAACCAAUGCCUUUUGGCUAUUUGGAUGCUGAAGCUCGUGAUGCAAUUAUUAAAAAUUGUAAAAGUGGAAUUAUUGACUGUAAAUCCCAACCAUUUGGAAUGGAACAAAAGAGAAAUAUGGUUAUUCAACAUGAAAUGGAUUUUGCUAGAAAACAAUAUUCUUCUUCUUCCUCUUAUUUAUCCCCUGGAUUAAUAUCAAAAAGAAUUGAUUUAAUACAGGAAUUAAAAUUAAAAAUGAUUAAAGUUGCUGGACUUGGAGAAUAUGUAACUCCAGUAAAUGAUGGAACAUUUGAACAUGACGUUUUAUUAACAGAAAGUCAAGCACAAAAUUUAAUAAAUGCUUUAGAUCAAACUCCAUAUCCUUCAAAUAAAAAAUAUGGGUAUGGACAUGGAAGGAGUCAACGUUCUUCGUUAUUUCUUGAUCAAUUACAAACACAAAGAUGGCCUAUUGGGGAAUCUAUUAAAUAUUUUAUUGAUGCAAAUAUCGAACAGAACGAGCGAGAUAUGUUACAUCAAGCACAUCAACUUAUUCAGGCUUCGACUUGUAUUCGAUUUGAACAAGUUAAUGAAAAACCUCAAACCGAUUAUUUACAUUAUGUUAAAGUAUCAACACCGACAUUUUGUGGACUUUCUUAUAUUGGACGUGUAACACCUGCAAAUCCAAUAUAUUUGUCUUUUCAAUGUCAAGAUCCAAUUGGUGUAGCUGCUCACGAAACAAUGCAUGCAUUAGGUGCUAAUCACGAACAUUUAAGAAGUGAUCGUGAUGAAUAUAUAAAUAUUCAAUGGGAAAAUAUAAAUCCCCAAUUUUAUGAUUUUUUUGCAAUUGCAGAUCCAAGCAAAUUUACUCCUUUUGGUGUAAUUUACUCUUUUGAUUCAAUAAUGCAUUACGGGGCAUCUACAGCUUCUUUAAAUCAAAAACCAACAAUGGUACCCAAAAUUGAUCCACAAAUAAAUACUCCAAAAAUGGGGCAAAGACAAAGACUCUCUGUACAAGAUAUUGAAUUGUUGAAUAAAAUGUAUUGCAAACAAUCAGGUAAUUUGAAGAAUUGA
Molecule: messenger RNA, 1510 nt
Organism: Meloidogyne enterolobii
Lineage: Eukaryota; Metazoa; Nematoda; Chromadorea; Rhabditida; Meloidogynidae
Source: the annotation of a GenBank genome assembly